AGUGGAGCGAGCGAGCUGAGUGGUUGUGUAGUCGAGUCCCGGAGACUGGUAGCGCUUGCAGCUUGGCUGACCAGCUGACUGAAGAGCAGAUUGCAGAAUUCAAAGAAGCUUUUUCACUAUUUGACAAGGAUGGUGAUGGAACUAUAACAACAAAGGAGUUGGGAACUGUAAUGAGGUCUCUUGGGCAGAAUCCCACAGAAGCAGAGUUACAGGACAUGAUUAAUGAGGUGGAUGCUGAUGGUAAUGGCACAAUUGACUUCCCGGAAUUUCUGACAAUGAUGGCAAGAAAAAUGAAAGACACAGACAGUGAAGAAGAAAUUAGAGAAGCAUUCCGUGUAUUUGAUAAGGAUAGUAAUGGCUAUAUUAGUGCAGCAGAGCUCCCCCAUGUGAUGACAAACCUUGGAGAGAAGUUAACAGAUGAAGAGGUUGAUGAAAUGAUCAGGGAAGCAGAUAUUGAUGGUGAUGGUCAAGUAAACUAGGAAGAAUUUGUACAAAUGAUGACAGUAAAGUGAAGACAUUGUACAGAAUGUGUUAAAUUUCUUGUACAAAAUUGUUUAUUUGCCUUUUCUUUGUAACUUAUCUGUAAAAGGUUUCCCCCUAUUGUCAGAAAAAAAUAUGCGUGUAUAGUAAUUAGGACUUCAUUCCUCCAUGUUUUCUUCCCUUAUCUUACUGUCAUUGUCCUGAAACCUUAUUUUAGAAAAAUUGAUCAAGUAACAUGUUGCAUGUGGCUUACUCUGGAUAUAUCUAAUAAGCCCUUCUGCACAUCUAAACUUAGAUGGAGUUGGUCAAAUGAGGGAACAUCUGGGUUAUGCCUUUUUUUUUUUAAGUAGUUUUCUUUAGGAACUGUCAGCAUGUUGUUGUUGAAGUGUGGAGUUGUAACCCUGCGUGGACUAUGGACAGUCAACAAUAUGUACUUAAAAGUUGCACUAUUGCAAAACGGGUGUUUUAUCCAGGUACUCGUACACUAUUUUUUUGUACUGCUGGUCCUGUACCAGAAACAUUUUCUUUUAUUGUUACUUGCUUUUUAAACUUUGUUUUAGCCACUUAAAGAAAAUCUGCUUAUGGCACAAUUUGCCUCAAAUCCAUUCCAAGUUGUAUAUUUGUUUUCCAAUAAAAAAAUUACAAUUUACCCAAAAAAAAA
Physeter macrocephalus (sperm whale) is the source of this 1141-nucleotide messenger RNA. RefSeq names its product neo-calmodulin-like. The transcript has a single exon. Gene Ontology annotation, molecular function: calcium ion binding; enzyme regulator activity. Lineage: Eukaryota; Metazoa; Chordata; Mammalia; Artiodactyla; Physeteridae. Bases 171 to 479 code for a protein of 102 amino acids. The record is from RefSeq and is a predicted model, not a curated record.